Molecule: messenger RNA, 3893 nt
Organism: Nomia melanderi (Alkali bee)
Lineage: Eukaryota; Metazoa; Arthropoda; Insecta; Hymenoptera; Halictidae
Biological process (GO): regulation of DNA-templated transcription
Cellular component (GO): chromosome
Source: RefSeq, a predicted model, not a curated record
UAUCAUUCAUACCGCACAGGCGCCUUUGAAAUUGAACCAAAAUCAAUGUCUGUGAAGUUAGUCGUUAAAGGUCUACUAUUAUUGUAGUCAAAUGUAUAUAUGUCUAUAAUAAAUAUUAUUUUCACUUGAUUACAGAAAAUUGCUUAUUUAUUGCACGGAAAUAUUAACAGAAAUGUUAUUGCAUAUUACGUACGCCUCAUACGACAGUAACUAUGCCUUUGAUUCGUAAGAAAGUUGAAUAUGUUAUCGUAGCGCGGUGAAUAUUUACAGUUUCUUGGGUUCGUGCAGUGUAUUUCUCGUAUCUUCAUAAAUGUUUGCUCACCAACUAUAUUCUGUAUUAUAAAGAGAAGGAUAAAGAUAUUCAAUGUGAACAAUUAAGAAACUGUGCAAAUCAAAUGGAACUGCAUGCUGUCCGAUCGUCUUUAGAAGCAACUUUAUACAGACAAAAUAUGUUGAAGAUGAUUUCAGAUGUAAAGUCUCAUACAUUGGACAAAAAGGCUUAUAAGAAAUUAGUGAUAUUUUUAGAGUCUCCGCCAAGUAAGGUAGAUGUUGGUGUUCAAACUAUUAACUCGUGGGCAGAAUUAGAGAAAGUUGAUAAUAUUCAAAGCAUUUGCAUCACGUCCAAUUGUGAGGAACUGUUUCCUGAGGAACAAGAACCACUCCUUAAGGAGGAGGAAGAGGAGGAAGAGGAAGAAGAAGAGGAAGAGUUAGAAGAAGAAGAGGAGGAGGACGACGAGAAGGAAGAAGAAGAGGAAGAAGAAGAGGAAGAAGAAGAAGAAGAAGAAGAAGAAGAAGAAGAAGAAGAAGAAGAAGAGGAAGAAGAAGAAGAAGAGAAAAAGAACGUAAUCAGUAUAAUUGAAGCUCAAAAUGAUAUUGUUAAUCCUUGUAAUUACAAUAAUACAGCUUCACCUACGGUAAAUUCUACCUGUUGUACUGACAUAGAUCAGAGUACAUUUAAAAUUGAAUCAGAUGACGAGAUCAGCACUAAAGUAACAGUUGAUGCAGAAAUAAUGAAAGAAGAAUGUAAAAUGUUUAGUUGUACACAGGAUGAUUCUAGUACUCAAAUGUUGAACAAUCUAUCCAGUAUUAAAAAUGAGGAUGAAAAUUCUCAAGAUUCACUUUUACAACACAUGGAAGACAUGUUUUGUGAUAGUGAUGAUAGCAGUGAUCUCAUGACAUUAAUAGAGAAACAUUCAGGAGUGAGUAAAGCUAACGUGGACAAAGAGAUUAAUAAAAUGUGCUUUGAAUCGGAUUCUCUUUUUCCACUUAAUUCCAAUGGUUCUACUUGCAUACCUGACAGCAAAGAUAGUACAAAGAUUAAUGUUAAAAGCAAUAACGCAAAAUCAUCAAAUAUAAGUACAGGGAAGUAUAGCUUUAGUUAUUACAAAGAGAUGAAAAGUAGAGAAGCUAAUAAAUUGUUGGGAGUGGAAAACGAUACUCCCGAAAGUAAACAGAAACGCAGAGCGAAUAGCAUUUGGUUCGUUGAACGCGUGUAUCAAGUAUCUAAACUAAAAGCAAAAAUGACAGAAUUGUCUUUGAAGAAUUAUAGAAAACACGGGAGAGUAAAAGAAAAAUUUAUUGAACUGUUCGGGGAAUCGGACGAUGAAGAAAUGAUGCCAGAUUCGCCGAUCUGCAUCGAAGAACAUUUAACUGCGUGUAAAGAGAGAAUAGCACCAUGGAUAGUGAAACAUCUAAUGCCAUUUUAUAAAAAGAGAAGAAUAAAAGAUAGGCAACUUUUCAAGGUAGUCGCAAAACACAUAGCUGAUAUGCUUAUAAUUGAAAAUACUUUUCCUGGUUGGUACUCAUUAAUAUCGUGUAAAAAAAUAUUUAAUAAAAGCAGCAUAGUACAGCAUGAAAUAAGUAAUAUUUAUUUUUAUUUUUCAGAGCAAGACUGCGUGAGCAAGUAUAUAGAAACGUAUUUUAAAAAUAAAAAAUUCAUUAGAACUAAACAGGAUGUAUACUUAUAAGUAUAAACUACAUACUCCUAUUUCCUUAAAGGGACAUUUUCUUAAUACAAUUGAGUCAUUAGCGCUGUAACUAUUUAACUUUCGAAAAUUUUAAAGUAGAUUCAGUGUGAAGCAACAUUGUACAUAUUAUUUUCAAGAAGAAAACGCAAUAAAGAAGUAUGUUGAAAUUUGAUUGUCCAAAGGUAUGCAUACAAAAUGAAUACAAUAAAAGUUGAGAAACAGUAAUUAUCUUUCUUAUAAGAAUUUUUUCUUAUGAAUCAUAUAAAAUUGUUGUAUGUUCCACAUAUAUAUAUACAUAUAUAUGUGUAUAUAUAUAUAUAUAUAUAUACUUUAAACAAAGUAGAAACUUUUAAGACUUUUUUUACUAGACAUCGAAGCUUUAAAGUAGUAUGUAAGUCACAGUCUUAAUCUUCCUUUAUGUCUCUUAGUAUUUAUAUUGAUAUACAAUAUUCCUGUGUAUACGUGAGUGUGUAUGCAUGCGCGUUAACGUACACGCUAGUAUAUAUACACUAGUGUAAUUAAGUAUAGUUAAUGAAAACUUUCUUGCAAUACAAACUAUAACUUAAAUAAGAAACAGUAAAAUAGUUUUAAUCUAUGCCCUGUACACAGUCCCUUUGACAAUGAUAAACUUUCAAGAAAUGUUGCUUAUAGCGUAAAUUUAAAGAAUAUGAAAACACAACAUAGAAGUUAUUGAUUUUACUGUUGAAUUCGAUACAAUAAUAUUAUUUCUGUAUCCUAUCGUCAAUAGAACAAGUAUAUAACAAGGAGAUUCAAAACGCCUUAGUUUUAUAUACUUUAUCAUUAUUAAACAAAGAAUUACGUUCAGUAAUGUUCAGAUUUCUUAACACUUCUUCCACGUAGAGAAUAUCAAAUUAUAAACAAUUUUUAAGAGAUUUAUCUCCACUUUUAACCGAAUUAUAUCUUAUUUACCUAUUUGCAAUAGCACUGUUUAUACAUCAAUUUAUAUGCUGCUUACAAGUUGUUCAAUAGUAAUUGCAUAAUUCUGAAAUAUUUUAUUUCUGUUUUAUUCCUCUUUAUCUUACUCUAAAUAUUUUUGAUUUCAAAAUAUAUUUCUACAAUUAUAUAGGAAAUAUAUACAAAAUUUUAGUCAAAUCGUUUAAAAAGAAAGAGCAACGGAAAAUGACUAAUCAUCAUUUCUACUGAACAACUUGUAAAUAAAUAGCUUUCAUCUUAAUAUUUUCUUUUUAAGCCAUACUUUGGAAUUUAUGAAUUUCAUAUUUGCAUAUUAAUUGAACCGUUGUGUCUAAUGUUAUUUUGCAAAAUUUGAAAGUAAUAAAUACCAAGUUAUGUAUCUUUUUACAAGAAGCCAAUAUUACUACAACAUCAUUAAACAAAAGAUAAAGCAAAAAACUUUUAUUACAUUGUUUCAAUGACUGAUGAUGUCGCUUAGAUCCUUCUGAGUAUAUGAUACACAAUGUUUUAAACACAACUAUUUCCAAAGAAACGAAUUUUAAUUUGACAUCACAGCAUUGAAAGCUCGAUUAAAUAUUGCAUAUAAAUACAGAAGGAUCUUUUAAGAUUGUAGAAUCAAUUUUUAACAUAGUCAAGUAUGACUAAAUAUUCAAGGUGGGGAGAAAAGUAUACUUGCAAUGAGUCUUAUUAUAACUUAUGUAUUACGUAUUUUUCCAGGUACGUAGUUCUUGUCUAUUACAGCUUCUUGCAGAAACAUAUGUAAACAUCUUUCAUUCUGUGCUAAUGGAUGUCCUGCUAUUCUAAAAUAAUAUACAAAUUUUUAUUAUCUCAACAAAUUGAAGUCAACAAACAAUCAUUAGUUCUGUGAUUGAGAAGGUUAAAAUGUACGUACUUAUUAACAAAUUCUUCUAACCCUUUCCUUCGAUCUUCAAUAAAAUCUUCUUCGAAAAUACCAUCAUCCCCUCGAAAAGGCAUUUGACGUUUCCAUGCCUU